Molecule: messenger RNA, 912 nt
Organism: Lasiosphaeria miniovina
Lineage: Eukaryota; Fungi; Ascomycota; Sordariomycetes; Sordariales; Lasiosphaeriaceae
Exons: 2
Coding region: 1-912 (303 amino acids)
Biological process (GO): positive regulation of transcription by RNA polymerase II; negative regulation of transcription by RNA polymerase II
Molecular function (GO): DNA-binding transcription factor activity, RNA polymerase II-specific; zinc ion binding; RNA polymerase II cis-regulatory region sequence-specific DNA binding
Source: RefSeq, a predicted model, not a curated record
AUGGCGACCAUGGCUAACCACGAUCGCGAAACUCCACAGCCGACAUGCCAGAACUGCGCAACCUCGACAACGCCACUGUGGCGACGCGACGAAAUGGGCGCCGUCCUCUGCAACGCAUGCGGCCUCUUCCUCAAGCUGCACGGCCGAGCGCGUCCCAUAUCCCUCAAGACAGACGUUAUAAAGAGUCGCAACCGUGUCAAGACAUUGCGCCCGGAUCUGUCAAAGCAGAAAAAGCAGAACCACAACCUCUCGGGAACCGACAUGAAUGGCGGUGACCCAAACAAUCCGAACAAUGGAGCCGUCCAACGCCAGUCGCAGAAAUCCGUCAAUGGCCAUGGCGACGACAUAAACUCGCCAAUCUCGCGCACAGGCACUCCCAACAUGUACAACCCGCACAUGGCUCCCCUCUACCACAGCAUUGACGACCAAUUCCAGACACAGCAGAUGCCCAGCUUCAACGUCUCAGCUGUGUCUCCCGGCCGGGCUCCAUCGCCCAUGAAUGGCGAGCGCCUAGAUCUUCCCCAAACACACGAGCAGCUCCUCUCUGCCAAUGCGAGCCUGAAAACCCGGGUCAGCGAACUCGAGGUCAUCCAAGAACUAUAUCGCGGCCGCCUGCAUCAGCUGGAGCAGGAGGAGAACCUGCGGCAGUCGCAAGAACCAGGCAAGACUGAAGCACAACUACGAUUGCAGCUCGACGCGACCAACGAGGCGCAUUCUCAACUGCAAAAGGAACUCGACGAGAGCCACCGGAGGGAGAAUAUGCUAAAACGACGCCUCGACGAACUCGAAGUCGAACUAAAAGAAGCCAGAGAGUCUUCCGAAAAUCAGGACAAUCUCAACCAUAAAAGGCAGCGCCUCGACGAUGUGGUUCCGAGGUCUGAAGAGGCUUCGACUCCACAGUCCGUGUCAUGA